AUUGCUGCUGCUGGUGGUGCUGCUGCUUGCUGGAUGGUUGGAUGGCUGAUGGAGAGAUUAUUCCUAAGCCCUUCCCAUUCUCUCCCCCCUCUUCUGCCAGGACCACACUGACUGUCCCUCCGGGAGUCAGAGCUGAGUGAAGAAGCAGGGCAGGUUCUGCUGGCUCACUGAGCUCCCCACCAGGAAGCCCAGGCAGCCAGUCCCCUUCCAAAGGGGGCACUUGCAGGUCCUCUUGCAAGCUCUGGACCCCCACAGUUCCUCAUCUAGAGGCUUCUAAGGGGCAGAAUGAAUGGACUUCUCCUCCCUGGAAGAGCAAAGACAAAGCAGAGAGACUGAAACUUAGCUGCCCAGAAAUAGCUUUUCUUCUCUGGCCCCCAUCCCCAAUCUUUACUACUCACCUACAUGUCUAUUCCCUGGGACAUGAGGAAUGUGCUCUCUUCUCAGGGAGGCGGCUGAGCACCUGGAAACAAUCCCUCCCCUCCUCAGGAUGAUAAACCCAGUGUAAUCCAGCUGAGCUCCCACAAGACUCCCUCAGAGAUGCCUAUGCUUUCCAGAGGUAAGGGCGGCGAGAGCGACCACCGCUAUGCUUCCUGUAGCACUCUGGGUCAAGUCUCCCCCAGUCCAGUCAGGGCUCGUCCCAUCAAAGGACUUUAUUACCAAAGGGCCCGGAAGGUCGUCCAUCCAGACCAGUUCCUGACAGUUGAUCUGAAGAGGGAGAUCAUCGUCAAUGUCGGUGGGAACAAGUACCUUCUCCCCUGGAGCACGCUAGAUGAGUUCCCCCUGACUCGACUGAGCAAACUGAAAUUCUGCAGGAACCACGACGAGAUCGCCCAGCUCUGCGACGACUAUGAUGAAGACAGCCAGGAGUUUUUUUUUGACAGGAGUCCCAGCGCUUUUGGGAUGAUCGUCAGCUUCCUGGCAGCUGGGAAACUUGUGCUUUUACGGGAGAUGUGUGCCUUGUCCUUUAAGGAAGAGCUGAGGUACUGGGGGGUCGAGGAGUCCAACCUCGAAAAAUGCUGCUUGAGAAAGCUCAGACAGAAGCUGGAAGAGUUGGCCGAGAUGCAGAAGGACGAGGAACUGCACAGGCAGAAGGAGACCACUAGCGUCUCCAAGGAGGAGACUCGAUGGGGGCUUUUUAUGAGCCAUCUCAGGGAUAUGGUAGAAAACCCUCAAUCAGGCCUCCCCGGGAAAGUGUUUGCCUGCCUCUCUGUCCUCUUCGUGGCCACCACAGCUAUAAGCCUCUGUGUCAGCACCAUGCCUGACUUAAGGGCAGAAGAAGACAGGGGUGAAUGUUCUCAGAAGUGCUAUUACAUUUUCAUCAUAGAGACCAUCUGCGUUGCUUGGUUUUCCCUGGAGUUCUGCCUGCGAUUUAUCCAGGCCAGAAACAAGUGCCAGUUCUUCCAGGGACCCCUGAACAUCAUUGACAUCAUGGCUAUUUCCCCUUACUACGUGUCACUCAUUGUGUCCGACGAUGCCCAAGGAGAGAGUGAGAAGUCAAGCGGCAACAACUACCUGGAGAAAGUGGGGCUGGUGCUCCGGAUCCUGCGGGCCUUGCGCAUCCUGUAUGUGAUGCGGCUUGCCAGGCACUCCCUGGGCCUGCAGACCCUGGGUCUCACCGUGCGCCGCUGCACCCGGGAAUUUGGCCUUCUCCUGCUCUUCCUCUGUGUCGCCGUGACUCUUUUUUCCCCCUUAGUCUACGUGGCCGAGAACGAAUCGGGGAGGGUCCUUGAGUUUACCAGCAUCCCAGCCUCCUACUGGUGGGCCAUCAUCUCCAUGACCACUGUGGGCUAUGGGGACAUGGUGCCCCGGAGCGUCCCAGGACAGGUGGUGGCCCUGAGCAGCAUCCUGAGCGGGAUAUUAAUCAUGGCAUUCCCAGCAACAUCCAUCUUUCAUACUUUCUCCCAUUCUUACCUAGAACUGAAAAAGGAACAGGAGAGACUUCAGGCCCGGCUGAGCCGCAUACAAAACACCAAUCCACCCAGUGAGCAGGAGCUCCUGAGGGAAACGGACAACCUGCUCUGAGGAGGAACAUCCUCACCUUUCAAAUGCCCAUGA
Messenger RNA from Monodelphis domestica (gray short-tailed opossum), 2055 nucleotides. RefSeq names its product potassium voltage-gated channel modifier subfamily G member 4 (gene KCNG4). Gene Ontology annotation, biological process: protein homooligomerization; potassium ion transmembrane transport; action potential. Gene Ontology annotation, cellular component: membrane; voltage-gated potassium channel complex. NCBI's taxonomy places the organism in Eukaryota, Metazoa, Chordata, Mammalia, Didelphimorphia, Didelphidae. The record is from RefSeq and is a predicted model, not a curated record. Gene Ontology annotation, molecular function: delayed rectifier potassium channel activity.